This is a messenger RNA of Ilyonectria robusta, 387 nucleotides long. RefSeq lists its product as uncharacterized. The transcript is spliced from 2 exons. Lineage: Eukaryota; Fungi; Ascomycota; Sordariomycetes; Hypocreales; Nectriaceae. The record is from RefSeq and is a predicted model, not a curated record. Bases 1 to 387 code for a protein of 128 amino acids.
AUGCUGUACGUGGUGCGUCGGUGUCUGCGUUUGGCGCUGGCUCUGGCUCUGGCUCUGCCUUGUCUGGCUGUUCCCGUGUCUGUCCUGGACAGCGCCAGCCCAAGCCACAUGGAUGACGGGACGCCUCUGGGGCUUGGGCGGAGGGAGACGACACGACGUCCUGGGGGAAAAGGGCUCCAAGGGGGCGACACGUGCCGCUGCUACAACUCGGAGCUGGGGGACCCUGCACCUGUCGUGCUUGUCGUGACGCUGUGCGCUCCGCUCGUCAAACAUUGCCCGUCCACUAUAACCUAUAGCUCUACUAGGCGGGCGGGCCUCUGCUGGGCGGUGCAGAAAAGCGCAACACGGAGCGGUGGGGUGGCAUCCCGUGUUGGAUACCUUACCUAG